This is a messenger RNA of Mesitornis unicolor (brown roatelo), 245 nucleotides long. RefSeq names its product N-alpha-acetyltransferase 20-like. The record is from RefSeq and is a predicted model, not a curated record. The transcript is spliced from 2 exons. Lineage: Eukaryota; Metazoa; Chordata; Aves; Mesitornithiformes; Mesitornithidae. Gene Ontology annotation, cellular component: NatB complex. Gene Ontology annotation, biological process: N-terminal peptidyl-methionine acetylation. The annotation marks the transcript as partial. Gene Ontology annotation, molecular function: protein-N-terminal amino-acid acetyltransferase activity.
CUUAACCGGGCGCCCCAGUACGGGAUUCCCUUCUACCUGCAGUACCUGGCGCACUGGCCCGAGUACUUCAUCGUGGCCGAGGCACCCGGCGGGGAGCUGAUGGGUUACAUCAUGGGUAAAGCGGAGGGCUCGGUGGCCAGGGAAGAGUGGCAUGGACACGUUACUGCUCUCUCUGUUGCACCAGAAUUUCGACGGCUGGGCUUGGCUGCUAAAUUGAUGGAACUACUCGAAGAAAUUUCAGAAAA